Messenger RNA from Gamsiella multidivaricata, 641 nucleotides. RefSeq lists its product as uncharacterized. Lineage: Eukaryota; Fungi; Mortierellomycota; Mortierellomycetes; Mortierellales; Mortierellaceae. The transcript has 2 exons. The record is from RefSeq and is a predicted model, not a curated record. The coding region runs from base 108 to 599 and encodes 163 amino acids.
CAACGAGAACAAGAGAGGGUUUUAUUGAUGACAGGUACCAACAGGUCUUUUAUAGUCCCUGUAGUUACUAGUCACAGAAGACUCGCUAAUACGUCGUAGAAAUAAAAAUGGAGGUGCGACUCAGACACAUAGUGCCCAAGCCCCACACCAGGUUGGAACACCACAGGUACAGUAGUAUCACGCGAAGCUUCCAGAGAACAGUGCUGUGGCUCCUAGUUUCGGAUCCAGCUUGGUGCGGUUGUUUUUCGGCACGGGGGGCUGUGUAUAAAUUAUCUUUCGGAUCGCGGGCAGCAGGGGAUUGGCUCUCUCCUGAGAGAAUGUUCUAUUCUGCUCAGGUUCGCACGCCACCGUGGGCUACGAGGAGAACUGUCACUCGGAUUUGCCAGAGCCGUUCUCCAGCACUAAGGUUACGGGGGGGACUAUUGAGAGAGGAGAAGGAGAGAGCCAGCCCAAAGGAUCAAGAUAUCAAGUUAGCAGGAGCAGGACGACCGAGGCAGGCUUGCGGGAAAAUACGCGGGAUUUAUAUGGCGCCUCCUACCAUUGUUCGGGACAAACAGGAACAUCCUGACCAGCGAGAAAUAGUAACCCCCAUAAAAUAACCAAUAAACCCUGGCAAAGAUUGUCCAUUGGAAAAAAAAAAA